Molecule: messenger RNA, 1855 nt
Organism: Tupaia belangeri chinensis (Chinese tree shrew)
Lineage: Eukaryota; Metazoa; Chordata; Mammalia; Scandentia; Tupaiidae
Gene: EIF2S1
Product: eukaryotic translation initiation factor 2 subunit alpha
Exons: 8
Coding region: 475-1422 (315 amino acids)
Biological process (GO): translational initiation
Cellular component (GO): eukaryotic translation initiation factor 2 complex; eukaryotic 48S preinitiation complex
Molecular function (GO): ribosome binding; translation initiation factor activity; RNA binding
Source: RefSeq, a predicted model, not a curated record
CUCCACCUCUAUCUCCCGGCGGCUGCGCAAGGCACUGCACGCGCCGGGCGAAGGACUAGGUUACACUCCUUCUCUUCCUCCACUUUUCGUCCGUGGUCACAGCGCCAUCUUAUGGUUGAUUAAAACUUUGAGAGAGGAUUAAUUCUUCAGGAACAAGGAAUCAGAGUCCUACUUCUUCCCCGCACCUUGAGGGUUACUUAGCAAAAACUAAAGGUAGCUAGAAAACGUAGCUAUCGAGUCUUCCUGUGAUCCGUAGUCCUCCCAGUUCUCGGAGGACCCGGACUCUAUGAUUAGUGAUGAAGAGAGGCCUCUAUUCUGUGGGCGCAUGCGCGAGGCGAGGUGGUUUCGCAUGCGCAGACGGGCUGAGCGAAGCGCACGCUGAGGCGGACGGCUGGUGCGGGUGUAUCAAGUCAGGUCUCCGGUUAAAGAGCAAGGCGCAGCUCUCAAGUGCGGGACUCACACACAUACCUCAGAAUGCCGGGUCUAAGUUGUAGAUUUUAUCAACAUAAAUUUCCUGAGGUGGAAGAUGUAGUCAUGGUGAAUGUAAGAUCCAUUGCUGAAAUGGGGGCUUAUGUCAGCUUGCUGGAAUACAAUAAUAUCGAAGGCAUGAUUCUUCUUAGUGAAUUGUCCAGAAGACGUAUCCGUUCUAUAAACAAACUCAUCCGAAUUGGAAGGAAUGAAUGUGUGGUUGUUAUUAGAGUGGACAAAGAAAAAGGAUAUAUUGAUUUGUCAAAAAGAAGAGUUUCUCCAGAGGAAGCAAUAAAAUGUGAAGACAAAUUCACAAAAUCCAAAACUGUGUAUAGCAUUCUUCGUCAUGUUGCUGAGGUAUUAGAAUACACCAAGGAUGAACAGCUGGAAAGCCUGUUCCAGAGGACUGCCUGGGUCUUCGAUGACAAAUACAAGAGACCUGGAUAUGGUGCCUAUGAUGCAUUUAAGCAUGCAGUCUCAGACCCAUCUAUUUUGGAUAGCUUAGAUCUAAAUGAAGAUGAACGGGAAGUACUCAUCAACAAUAUUAAUAGGCGAUUGACCCCACAGGCUGUCAAAAUUCGAGCAGAUAUUGAAGUGGCUUGUUAUGGUUAUGAGGGCAUUGAUGCUGUAAAAGAAGCCCUGAGAGCAGGUUUGAAUUGUUCUACAGAAACCAUGCCCAUCAAGAUUAACCUAAUAGCUCCUCCUCGGUAUGUGAUGACCACGACAACCCUGGAGAGAACGGAAGGCCUCUCUGUUCUCAAUCAGGCUAUGGCUGUUAUCAAAGAAAAGAUUGAGGAAAAGAGGGGUGUGUUCAACGUUCAAAUGGAGCCCAAGGUAGUCACAGAUACAGAUGAGACUGAGCUUGCAAGGCAGCUGGAGCGGCUUGAGAGAGAAAAUGCUGAAGUUGAUGGAGAUGAUGAUGCAGAAGAGAUGGAAGCCAAAACUGAAGAUUAACUUUGUGGGAAAGAGAGUCCAAUUUAAGGAAUACAAAGCCACCCUUCCUGGCUAUAAACCCUAGACUUGAAAGUUUUCCAGUAUUGAAAACUUCAAAGAUGAAUAUUUUUUAUUUCCAAGUAUUUAAAUGUUCCAACAGACCAGAACAUGAAAUGCCCUCCUAAAUACCAGCUGUUCUCCACACAGUCGCUCCAACACAUUGAGCAUUUUUUAAGGGAGUGGCCUAAUUUCACUAGAGACUAAUCUUUAAGCUAAGAACAGUCCUAAAAUUGGGCUUGUGGUUUCUAUUUCUGAUGUCUCCAGAUUGGCACCCCACUAUAUUUCAGUGCCUCCAUGAGAUUUACCAGGGGCACCCAAAGCAAAUAAUCCAAGUCUUUCUAUAUCAAAUGUAUUCAAGAAAACAUGAAAUAAAUUUCUGGGAUAUUUAACUAUA